Populus nigra (black poplar) is the source of this 2307-nucleotide messenger RNA. RefSeq names its product protein DYAD-like. The transcript is spliced from 6 exons. NCBI's taxonomy places the organism in Eukaryota, Viridiplantae, Streptophyta, Magnoliopsida, Malpighiales, Salicaceae. Gene Ontology annotation, biological process: meiotic cell cycle; meiotic sister chromatid cohesion; reciprocal meiotic recombination. The coding region runs from base 14 to 2290 and encodes 758 amino acids. The record is from RefSeq and is a predicted model, not a curated record.
UGAAAAGACCAGAAUGAGAGUUUCUCUGAGGUUUCCAAGCAUCUAUUCUCUAAGAUCUUACUUCAAUGAGACUAGUGAACAUACUAAAAAGAAAGACUUGAGGAAGAAACUGCCAGCAUUCGAUGACAAGUACAUGAUAGGAUCAGAAGUUGCAGCAGAAGCUCUUUACAGGAGAGUCUCUUCUCAAGAAAUUGCGGACAAGAGUAGCUCAUGGAGUUUCUGGGUGCUUAAAAAUCCUUCGGUUUCACCUCAAAAAGUGUCAGACUCACCUAGAAGAAGUGCGAAUGUUAAUGUUGGUGCAAGAAAAUUGUCUCUCAUAACUGAGCUUAAGGGAACCGGUAUGGCUAAGUGGGGUCAUGAGCGCCGGCGGGUCAGGUUCUUGGCUAAACACGUAGAGGAUAAAGAUAAACGUGAAAUUGUGGCUGUAUCGAAUGACGUAGUUAAAGGCGAAGAAGAGAAACACAGUGAUGGUGGCGAUGAUACAGAAGAAGAGGAAGAGGAGGAGGGUGAUGUUAAGGUAGUAGUAAAUAAAUCGAGAGAAGCUAAAAGGAAAUUAUGUAAGAGAAAGGGUCAAGGUGGGUCUGGUGGCAAAUCAUCACCGAAGAAGAAAAGGCCUAAAAGUGAAAAGAAGAAUCAGGUUGCGGUCUAUAAGCAAAAGAAGAACAAGGUCAUAAAAAAAUUUAUUGAUAGAUGGUCGGCUGAGAGGUAUAAAAUGGCUGAGGUUAGCAUGUUGAAAGUAAUGAAAGAGCAAAAUGCAGUGUUUGGAAACCCAAUUCUAAGGCCAGAACUGAGAGCUGAAGCACGGAAGUUGAUUGGGGACACUGGAUUGUUAGACCAUUUGUUGAAACAUAUGGCGGGGAAGGUAGCUCCAGGAGAUGAAGAGAGAUUUAAAAGGAGGCAUAAUGCAGAUGGGGCAAUGGAGUAUUGGCUGGAGAAGGCUAAUUUGGUUGAUAUUAGGAAAGAGGCUGGUGUGCAGGAUCCUUAUUGGACUCCUCCACCUGGGUGGAAACCUGGUGAUAAUCCUACUCAGGAUCCUGUUUGUGCUAGAGAGAUCAAGGAGCUCCGAAAGGAAAUUGAUGAAGUUAAAAGGGAGAUGGUGUCCAGAAAAUGUGGGAAGGAACUAGCCAUUAUGGCAGUACCAAAUUCUUCUCCUGCAAGUCUGGACAUGGAGCAUGGCAGCUUACUAAUUCCAGUGGAGGAAAUGUACAUUUAUUUGGUGAAUAAGAAGGUAAAGAUGGAGGAACAACUAAUGGGAAUUUCACAUUCUUUGUGUGGGAUGGAGGAAGAAAUGAAGAAGCUAAAAACCGGAGUGAAAAAAUCAAACAGAACAGAAUCAACAGAAAGGCCAGCAUUAUUAAUGGGAUCAACAGAAUCAACCACACCAGCUGGAUCUGGAAGAAAGGGGAAAGAAGUAAUGCACCAGGAAAAAGAAGAAAUGGUUUUAGGGGAAUUAGCACAAGAACAAUGUCAGUCAUCAGGAGGCAACAUACCACCAACAACAAAAUCAGCAGCACCAACGGAGGACAGGGCGGCAAAGAUAGAAAGGUUGAAAAGUGGGUUUAGGAUAUGCAAACCCCAGGGAAGUUUCCUGUGGCCUGAUAUGACUACCUCAACCCCUCACCCUCAGGGUGAGGUACAACUCCAAGACCUCAUUGCAGUGCACACGCCUCCUUCUGUGUCCUCCACUUCACCAAAACAAUCUUACCUUCUGUUUACUCCCCAUGGACCCCGCCAUACUUCCCCUGUGAAGGCAUCAGCUGAGAGAAGGCCUGUCACCAUUUCUCAAUCCACAGCUGCCACAACUCCAAUUACUUUUCCUCCCCUUGAUCGAAUGAUUCACAACCAGUAUGAGAAGAGCAGCAUUUCCACUUCUACUACCAUCACCAACACUAUCAAAACCCCUCUCAUCAACCUUAAUGAGCCACUGAAUACCAAUCAAACUGAUGAUUAUGGGUUAUUAUGUUGGUCUCAUUCCCAUGCCCAUGCUCAUGCUCAUGCUCAUGCUCAAAGCUCCCCUUACCCUGUCACUUACCAAAGAAGACAUCAUCAAGAUUUGACUACCACUAUUGCCGUGCCAAGGUUGGGACCUACAAAGAAAGAGAUGUUGAGCCAAUGGGAGGGAGGUAAUCCAAGAAAAGGAAUGAUUAGGAACUGUGAGCAGGCGCAGCAGCAGAUGGGAUGCUCCUGUGCCUCAUCCAUUGCAUCUUCUUCCAUGUCAACGGAAGUAGGGACUUGGCUAGCUCUGGCUUCUUCUAAGCCUUCCGUGGAGCACAAAUCUAAAAGGGGUUAAACAUUAUAUAUCAACAA